GUCCGCCCCACCGAAGGCGAGGAUAGGAGAAGGAAGCGGAAAUGGCUUCCUUGGAUCUCUCCUCCUUUUCUUACCACAAGUUUGUGGAGUUCGCGUUCCAGGAGGCCAAGCUUCGCGCCGACCUUAUUCCGUUUCCCUCCCACGAUUCUAUGCAAGGAAGUGUUUUGCGCCUGAACACUUGACAUCCGGUGGUUUCCUCACUAAAAUGGAGCAUAUCUAGUGCUUUACUAAUUCUGGGAGCUGUGUAUUAAGGAAACAUUAUGUUUAACAACUCGUAGUAGUGCUCCUACUUGGAGACUGAACAUGUUUCUAAGUCCUUGACUUCUAGCUGACGCUUCUGCCUAUCCGUAGGGCAUGUGUGAGCUGGUGCCGACUUGCUCCUUUGGUUAUCUACAGGGAAUAUUGCUCAGGUAGUGUUUGUGCUAUACCCUCCUGCGGCCAAAGUAGGCUGAUUGGUUGAAGUGUGGGGAUGUAGUCUUGCUAGGAUUUAUUAAGCUCAAAAUCUUCUUUUUUCUUUAUAAAUAAAUCUAUUCACAGAACUUAGAAUGUGAUAAGCUUACCUAAAAUGGUCAAGAUUCUAUUGGGCUAUGCUCUAAAAGGUUGCUUAUUUAGAAUGGAAUGGAAUGGAAUGGGAGAAGCUAAGAAUGAAGACAAAUUAGCUUGUCUCCCAUGUUGACUCUCCGCCUAACAUUCCAAGUAAACAGGGAUUAAAAUAUUGGAUAAGGACUUGGUGUUAAGUUCUUCUACAAUGUGGCGCCUUCUGGAUUGGUUUCCUACCUAUCUGACUUCAUUUGAUAUGGAUUCUGAAUUAUCAGAAAGUUACCAUACAAAUUCAGGAGAAAUUUAAAUCAUUAAGGUCAAAAGACAACAAUAUUAUGCUUCAUACACUUUCUUUUCAUGCCCCUCCUAAAAUCAGACUUAUCAGAAGUUUGACAGUUGAAGGGAAUUCCGGUAUGCAGGUCCUUGAUUUUGCUGUGUUUCCUGAACCAGAAUUUGAUCUUCCUAUAUUUUGUGCCAAUUUUUUUGCUACUGCUAACUUGAGCAUUGUCGUUUUGGAUCUUAAUCCACUUUAUGAUGUCACCAUUGAUACAGCUUACAAACAUAAAUACUAUAGAGAGUUACUACCGCUUGGCCAGAAAUACUUUGAGCUUCUUCCAUGGGGAGGUAAUAUUACGAGUGAAUCUUUGAGAUUCUUCUCACCAAUUGUGAUAUGGUCAAGAUUCAGUUCCAGCCAAUUCAAGUAUGAUGUUCUGUAUUCUGCAUUCAUGGAAUAUUUUAAGGCAUGGCUGGUGUUGAUGGAACAAGCAGUAAAAGAAACAUCUGCCUUUCAGAUUUGUCGGAAUUGUGAUGCACAGCACAAAUAUCUUACAUGGAGAGCAGAAAAGGACCCAGGACAUCCGAUAUUGAAGAAAUUGGUAGGCGAAAAUCUUGCAAAGGAAUUGCUGCGAGACUUUCUAUUUCACGGAGUUGGUUCACUAGGUACAAAAACAUUCUUGGACUACUUUCCAGAAUACAAUUGUGCAGAUGGCACAGUGAAUCGAAAGCGCAGCGUGAUGGGGAAGUCUUAUGAGACCCGUCCAUGGGAUGCGAACGGAGAAUUCAUUGGAAAUGGACCUGGAUAAUUUAAUUGUUAUCGUAUAGAGGUCGUUCUUGUAACUGUGAUGAUGAUGAUGAUACUUGCUGCUCAAAUUUGGCAAUGUCGGUGCUAUGUUACCUUGUCUUGUAUUUUAGUCAUUGGCGGUCAGCUAUGAAUUGAUUUAUGAUUUAUCUUUCUUCAUAUAUAAUCUAAGGACGGACAGUAAGGAGCA
Zingiber officinale is the source of this 1808-nucleotide messenger RNA. Its product is annotated as phytochromobilin:ferredoxin oxidoreductase, chloroplastic-like. The record is from RefSeq and is a predicted model, not a curated record. The coding region runs from base 876 to 1622 and encodes 248 amino acids. Gene Ontology annotation, biological process: phytochromobilin biosynthetic process. The transcript is spliced from 9 exons. Gene Ontology annotation, molecular function: phytochromobilin:ferredoxin oxidoreductase activity; cobalt ion binding. NCBI's taxonomy places the organism in Eukaryota, Viridiplantae, Streptophyta, Magnoliopsida, Zingiberales, Zingiberaceae.